CGGGCCGCGAGCGCCAUGGACAGCCCCGACGUGACGUUCACGCUGGCCUACCUGGUGUUCGGCGUGUGCUUCGUGUUCACGCCCACCGAGUUCCAGUCGGCCGGGCUCACGGUGCAGAACCUGCUGUCGGGCUGGCUGGGCAGCGAAGACGCGGCCUUCGUGCCCCACCACCUGCGCCGGACGGCCGCCACGCUGCUGUGCCACGCGCUGCUGCCGCUCGGCUACUAUGUGGGCAUGUGCUUUGCUGCCUCUGAGAAGCAACUCUACUGGCCCAGUCGAGCCCCAGUUGCCUGGCGUCUUUUCCUCCUGCUGGCGGUGACCCUGCCCGCUGUGACCUGUGUCCUGAUCUACUAUUGGUCACGGGAGUGCUGGGCACGUCACCCACUGGCCCGCACGCUGGCCUUGUAUGCACUCCCGCAGUCAGACUGGCGUGCUGUUGCCACUUCCAUCAACACGGAGUUCAGGCGCAUUGAUAAGUUUGCCACGGGGGCGCCAGGGGCACGUGUCAUUGUGACGGACACCUGGGUGAUGAAGGUGACCACAUACCGUGUGCACGUGGCCCAGCAGCAGGACGUGCAGCUGACCGUCACACAGUCGCAGCAGCACAACCUGUCGCCAGACUCAGUCCUGCCUGUGCAGCUCCUGACCAUCCGAGUGGCUGCCACUCGGCCCUUGGUGCAGGCCUUUGACAUCCGGCUGAACUCGACGGAGUACGGUGAGCUGUGUGAGAAGCUUCGGGCGCCCAUCCGCAGUGUUGCUAACGUGGUCAUUCGCCAGAACAUAGGCGACCUCUUCCUGGAGACCUUCGCCUCCCUGGUGGAGGUGAAUCCAGUAUACACAGUGCCCAACAGCCAGGAGCUGGAGGCCUGUAUUGGCUGCAUGCAGGCUCGUGCUGCUGUGAAGCUGGUGAAGCUGUGUGAGGAGGUGGCUGAGGGCGAGUGCCAGCAGUGCUACUGCCGCCCCAUGUGGUGCCUCACCUGCAUGGGCAAGUGGUUUGCCAGCCGCCAAGACCCCCAGCGCCCCGAUACCUGGCUGGCUUCCCGUGUGCCCUGCCCUACCUGCAGGGCUCUUUUCUGCAUCCUGGAUGUGUGUUCUGUGUGCUGAGAGCCUGUGGGCUGGUUUGGUACGGAAGACGCUAGGCCCUGGCCUCGCCCAGGCCCUCUUCAAUCGUGAUACCUGCCUUAUCCAUCAGGAGUAACCCGGGAUGACAUGCUGAGUGCUGCGAUCUUUCCUGUGGCACAGGGCGAAUGCUGUUUCUGCGUCCCAGGGGCUGUGGCUAGUUAAAGGGCCCUUUCCUGUCUAUUCAGGAAGACUCCACUUUCCACCUAGUGUUAGGCUCAGUAGCCAUCCCCUUCCCACGGUGCCUUCUGCUGUCCAGAGGGGACACUGUAGUAGUGACCACUAGACUACCUGGGACCUGCAAUGGGUGACAGGGCCGAGCUCUGAUGUCAUAACUGUUGGGGGGAGGGCCUUCCCAUGAAAUC
This is a messenger RNA of Suncus etruscus (white-toothed pygmy shrew), 1484 nucleotides long. RefSeq names its product transmembrane protein 129, E3 ubiquitin ligase (gene TMEM129). Gene Ontology annotation, molecular function: ubiquitin protein ligase activity. Gene Ontology annotation, biological process: protein ubiquitination. The record is from RefSeq and is a predicted model, not a curated record. NCBI's taxonomy places the organism in Eukaryota, Metazoa, Chordata, Mammalia, Eulipotyphla, Soricidae. Bases 16 to 1104 code for a protein of 362 amino acids. Gene Ontology annotation, cellular component: membrane; endoplasmic reticulum. The transcript has 4 exons.